GACCACCCUCAUACAUACCUGAAACCUGCGCCCAAAGGCGACGGCCAUGUCGACGUGGACCCUGCAGUGCUCACCCGUUGCAACCCACGUACACCCUCGGCUGGCAACUAUUCACACGAAAAAGACACCCUCUUUCUGUACGAUAGGGAAGGAUCGUCUCGAAGCAGAUAAUCAUCGCACCGGAUCACUCACGCACGGAGCAUUUGGGCUAUGAAUGAAGACCCAACCUUUUCACCUCGAGGUUUUGGCUGUGUUGCUUUUAUCUGUGAUUCCAUGGCCGGGACCAAGUGUUUUUAAAAUAUCAUGCCCCCGCGACCGAGCGUCCGUGGUGAGAAGGAUAGUUCACAAGAGAUGGAUACCAAUACUGAAGAAGUAUCAAGUAGAAUUGCCUUUGGAAUGUCCGUUCCACGAGAGUCGGGAUAUUUUUCGUCCGCAACAAAAGGCGAAGCAUCAGCACAGGCCGUCGCAAUGGACCUGCGGCCUCUGCGGCAAGUCUUUUUACGCGGAGAAACAUCUAGAUGCUCACUUCGAUAACAGACACAAAAGCAAUGUUAAUACGGCGGAGGACGCGGUUUGCCUGGCAGAUUACUGCGAUAUCAUGCGCUGCGAUGUGCUCGGCAACCGCGACUUCGAGAAUUCGGUGGACGAGGAUGGCGGUCAUCUUAACACCGAUAUCCAGGUGUGGCGUGAGAACACCGAACAGCAGAAGCAGCAUCAUCAACGCAGCACUUCCGUCGUGCCGUGCGAGUCGCGGGGCCUCGCCAGGAUGUAUCCUGUGGACAAGUCGUGCGCCAUCGCCGGCGGCGGCGCGGUGACGAAUCUGCAGCGUUACUGCCGUCGCGACGAUCAGCACGACGACAACAGUGAUAUGCACAAUCACAGAGUAGCGAGAUCGUUCUAUCACAACGAGAUCGCUGAACCGGAUACGAAGAGCAACGCUUGCGAAGAGGAAGAGGACGAGGAGGACGAAGACGACGAGGAGGAUAACGACGAGAAUUUGGUGGAGGCGGCGUUGCCCGCCGUCGAGAAGAAACAGAGACGACGAGGAUUCCAUCUGAGAAAGCUCAAAUCCAGUUGCAAGCCGGAGGAGCUGCAGAAGCUGAAGACUCAGUGUGAAAUACUCGUGCGCGAUUGCAUCGCGGGACUGCUCGCCAAUCUAUCUGUUCGGGAUUUCCAAGAGAUCGAAGGAGAACUGAAUCGCGCGAUCUGCUGGUAUCUCAGCUGCGACAAAUACUGGGAAGACACGAAGAGGCCGCAGCGCCACACCCCCUGGUACCUGCUGACCAUCUUCAUGCUGUUGCUGUUCUCGUCGAUCUACGCGUGUUAUUACAUUAUUUGGGUCUGCUUCAACACCGCGGACGAAGACAAGCCGGACGGUGCCGGAAGCGUGGAUUACAACGGGAGCACAGAUCGCUCGAGUACUUCUCCGUUGCACGACCCGAGUGUUCACAGUGAGGGCAGAUUGGAGAGACGGAAGGGCGAUCACGGGGAUGAAAACCUGCCUCUCACGAGCGAUGACAUGCCCGAUCACUAUAUCUACGUCUCGUAUCCGCCCGAGCUAAAGCGGCGACUUCUGGAGAGUGAUUCUUCUGCUUACAGCUGCUACAACAGAACCACUCGUCUGUAAACGGACGAGCCGGUUCAGGAAAUACACACACAAAUGCGAUAACAAGAUUCUCGGGCUCAGCACAAAAGGAAGGCACUCGGAGCUGAAUACCCUCACUUUCUCAUUUUUCUCGUUAUCCUCGUGUUUUAUAUACCGAAUGUGAAUAAACUGCAUAGAUACGAAGUCAAUACAAUUACUCUCUCGUCUCGUUUCUCUAUCUGUUUAUAAAACCGUUUUUUUUUUCUCGGCGAAACGAUUGUGUGAAUUUUUGCCGACAGACAAGAUUCAAUGAGAUACACUUUUUUUUAGCAAAGAUGUAUGUUUAUGUAAAUGAUAUUAUCGCCUAUAAUGUGAUUGGACUUCGAUCUUUGAUUUUAUCUUUGAUUCGAUUUUUAUUCCUGACAAGCUAACAGAGUUAAAGCGUUUUGCGUGUAGAAGUUGGAUUUCAGAGUGUUU
Messenger RNA from Pseudomyrmex gracilis, 2062 nucleotides. RefSeq lists its product as uncharacterized. The record is from RefSeq and is a predicted model, not a curated record. The coding region runs from base 215 to 1627 and encodes 470 amino acids. Lineage: Eukaryota; Metazoa; Arthropoda; Insecta; Hymenoptera; Formicidae. The transcript has 8 exons.